AUGCUUCGUGUGAUCUAUUUAUCUCGUGCUCAACCAGCAGCACGAAAUUUAUUACUUAUUAACAAACGAUAUCAACAAACAUCUACAACUUCUUCUACUAAACCACCAAGUAGUAAUCCUUCAUCGGCUACCAAAACAACAACAACCACAACUUCAUCAUCAAGUACUCCUCGUCCACCACCACCGCCACCACCACCAUCACGUCCAGCUGAUGUUAAAACUGGUGGAACAUUGAAAGCUAUUGUUUAUGGUGUUGGAAUUGGUCUUGGUAUUACAUUACUCUAUGCUGAAUAUGAUAAUGGUUCAUUUCGUCGUAAAGUUGAAUCAAAACUUCCACUUAGUUCAACAAUUUUAAGUAUUCUUGAUAAAGCUAUCGAUCCUAUAUUUGGUCGACAAAAAAAAUUAACAACUAUAAUAUCAGAAAAAUUACCCGACAUAUCACCUGUUACUGAUCGACUACCUGAUAAAGAACAAGUUAAAAAAGCUGCUGAACAAGCUAAAGAUGUUAUUAAUGAUACAUAUGAUAAAUUACCUGAAUAUAAAACUGUUAAAGGUAGAAUUACUCAUGCUGCUGAUCAAGUCAAAGAUGCAGCACAUGCUGUUCGUGAUGCAUUACCUGAUCCAAAAGCAGUAAAAAAAACUUUAACACAUGCUAAAGAUCAAGUUGAGGAUACGGCAAAAUCAAUUGCACAUACAGUUAAAGAUGCAUUACCAGCAACAAAAGGUGUAUCCGGUGAACAAUCAAGUCGAGGUAAUGAUCCUGUAUUUUUAGAAGAAUCUGGCGAAGUAGCAACACCACCACCAAUUAAACGGUAUGUUCAAUUUGAUCAAAAAUGA
Messenger RNA from Rotaria sp. Silwood1, 837 nucleotides. NCBI's taxonomy places the organism in Eukaryota, Metazoa, Rotifera, Eurotatoria, Philodinida, Philodinidae. The record is from the annotation of a GenBank genome assembly.